This is a messenger RNA of Blastomyces dermatitidis ER-3, 3808 nucleotides long. RefSeq lists its product as uncharacterized. NCBI's taxonomy places the organism in Eukaryota, Fungi, Ascomycota, Eurotiomycetes, Onygenales, Ajellomycetaceae. Bases 2228 to 3421 code for a protein of 397 amino acids. The transcript has a single exon. Gene Ontology annotation, molecular function: protein binding. The record is from RefSeq and is a predicted model, not a curated record.
GUUCUCCCAGACAUAGACACAUGUAGGGAAUAUAGGAUUGUGUUUUUCAAGUGGAGUCUUAUUAAGCUGAGCAUCUUUUUCUACAUUCAUCUAUUAAUUAACCGUACACCUAUAAGUCCUGGGAAGAAUGUCAUGUAUCCACCACUCUUUCAUAACAACAAAGACUGAUCAUUUCAAUCAUGUUGUCCAGUUCAUGAGUGGUGUGUAUUUCUUCUUCUUCUUUUGGGUACUCCAUAAAUGAUUACCUCACGCCAUAAAUUGGGUUCACAUUUGAACCCUGAAGCCAGAAGCAGUCGUUACCAUUUCCAUCGAUGAAACGUCCGACACCAAUCGCCCCAGGCUCAUGCGCUCCCCAUUCUCGUUGGUCACGGUUCCUGGCUUCGCGCCACUCUCCCUUGCCGUACCGCUGCUUCCAGGGCGCAGCUCUGAAUCUCAUUGCCUUUCUUGAACUCUGGUUAGACACCAACAAGGUAGUGAACAAUUUCUGGUUCAGCCGCGCACACAGCGUGGGUACUACACAUUCAAUGUAUGCCUGUGCCGAAGGUAGCGAGGAUCCUUACUGUGGGCUUCUGAGACCAUUUCAUGACCCACUUUAGAUUGGAAUCUAGUUCUUCGUCUUGUAGACAUGCCCCGGCUUCAAGGAGGAGCUCCACAAUGUCUUAAGUCAUGCAUCGGCCUCGCCAGGGCUUUCUCCAGGGGAGUGAAGGGUUUACCGACUUGUGGAUCAACACCUGCACAUAGCAGGGUGCGAAUUGUAUCAUUUAGCUUCUUUGAAUGGUGAAAUGGAUCAAUACAUGAACUGAGUGAGGGCAACAAGAGAGCAGAGUUCAAUUGUAGAGGCCGCAUUCGCAGAGCUUGGAAACAGAUCCUCCAGCAUCGAUUAGAAGUUGGAGAACGGCAGCCUCAUGUGUCUCUGCCACACUGAAGACUGGAGACUCCAUCAUGGAGUUGGAUGGGGUUAUUUCCGCUCCAUGUUCAGUAAGGAGACGUGCCACUUUCACACUCCCAAAGUGGGCAGCGACCCUCAGGGCCGUGCAUGUCAAAGUAUCCUCUUGCAAAAUAGGGACUCCAUUAUAUAGAGCAAUUUUUGCCAGCCUUACACAGUCAUGAUGCACUGCCAAAUGCAAGACAGACGAACGUAGGCAAGAAUGUGGAGGCCGGGAACUACAAUGGUAUAAAUACCCCUUUACCAGCGAAAUCUAGGCAGUAGCCCGACGAAAACAAUCUCGAUCUAACACAUUUUGCAAGUCUCAUGAGGUGUACAUGAGAGUGAUAAAAUCCCGCCCAUCAAGAAAUCUUGCGAUGUUAAGUGUCACAAAAUAUAUCUCAUCAGCAAAAUCCACAGGGCCUCAAAGCAUCAUCAGGGAGGAAACAGCCACCAGCUGAAGACAUGUUUGGAUUCAAUCAUGACAGUCAAGGAACCUUUGGAGCCUUUUGUUAAUCAUACCAGAGAGGUAUGUGGUGCAGCACAUGGACUCACUUCACACUCAUUGGAUCUAGCAAGAAGAAAACUUAUAUAGCUGUCAGUUCCAUGCUUUAUUUUUUUUUCCCCUGGACUAUGCAGGAGUAGCCCUUUGAAUAAAAGUUGCUGCUGAACAGCUUUUACGAGAUUGAUGCCAUCACCAACCUGUCUGGUUCUAGCAGACUGUGCUUGAUCUUUAUCCCGCCUGAGUGUUGGAUGGAGACACAAAGCGCCUCUCCUCACCCGGGCGAUAAAGACUGUUAAACAUCCUUGCUCCAGACGGACCACUAGGUAGAUCGAGAUCGGUCAGAAAGUCGACUAUUUACUCCAGACUAUUUUGGCAGAUUCAACACUUAACCGUGAGCCAGGCUAUUUGCGCCCGGCUAAAAUUUACAACGCUCUCUGACGAAGGGAUUUUACCGCCGCCACACCAAAAGGAUCAACCCUUCUGCUGGGGGCGACCCUCUUGAGUAUUUAUUAUUGCAUGCGCAUGUAUGUCUGACAAAAUGAUAUCCAUCGACCAUCUCUCUGAACGAUGUAAAUAUCAUGUUAUUUAUUUAUAACAGUCUCAGCCGCAGAUAUUCGGCGAUCAGAGGAGUCAGCCCGACAAGCACCAGUUCUCUACAUUACUAUAGUCUGUUGCCUUUUUAUUCUGGUCAACGGUGAAGCAACACAUGCUCAUCCAUUCCUAUACAUCCCUCCUGGACCUACGUGUCUACCAUCUACCAACCGCCUUCUUAAAAUAUUCUAGUACACAUCUCUACAAUGCUGUCCCUCGCAUACCUCCCAACAGACAUCCUCUCGCUGCUCCCCCUCUAUAUUGACAACAUUGAAACAUUUAUCAGCGCCUCCAGCACCUGCCGCAGGCUCCGCUCGGUCUUCUCCAGCACCCUCCCACAGACAAUCUUCCAGCUAGCCGCCGCCUCUGCCCCGACAUUCUUUUCCCCGCACCCACACUUCCUCGUUAUGGCCGUGGCCCCGCAACUCCGCGACUGGGCCCUGGGUAGUGAGAAGAAUAGUAGCUGUCUCUGCGCGGCCUUUCAGGGCGGCAUCGAGGGCCUGUACGACUUCUGUGUGAGUGAUAAUAGCCUCAAGGCCAGGCUCACCCUGGACAGGAUUAGAAGGCUCUAUGAAGCCCGCUUCACUAUCCUCAACCCGUUCACGGAUAAAAUCGACAAAAUGGCCGGCAAGCAAUGGUACGAUACGAAGGACUUUUGGGACGGCGGUGUCAGUGAGCCUGCUACCGUCGACAUGGAGGCGCACCGCGCUGCGAUGCAGAUCAUCAUUUACGGCGAGCUGUUUGGGAGUAGCAUGCGACCAUUUCUGGAGCCAAGAGCUAGUAGGCAGGAAGGGCCGGAUUCGGAUUCGGAUUCGGAUCUGGAUUCACCUCUCCCAUAUUUUGACUUGCAAACUCGGCUCAACUAUAUCAAAUAUUGUGUCCCCGAAUGGGUAUGCCGGAGUUACCCGGGGUUUCAGAUAUUGCCUGUGGGCCCUUAUGCGCUGGAGAACAGGGACGAUUUGCCCGCGGAUCAGUACGCACUGCGACAUAUCUUGACGUGCCGACGGUGGCGGCGCAUGUGGGCAGAUGCAAUGGCUAUGGUAGGCCCGCUCUUUGCGGAGUGGGAUGCGGAGCGAGGCCCCUUUGAGAGGGCCCAAGCGGGUGGUGAAGUUGAAGGGGUGUGGAGAUUGAAAUUGUUCAGAGAUGCACUGCAGACAAUGGGGCUUGAGGGGAUGCAGCUGGUCACUCUGCCGCAGAAGAAAAUUGCUCCGGAGCUCUUAGAGAAAGCACGUAGGAUGCGAGAGCAGAUUGCGGCGUUGGAGGCGCCUCCUCCGGUGUAUAUUGUGGGCGAUCGUUUGAGGGCUAAGGUUUCGAAGGCACCUGAUCCGGCGCAGGAUGUUUAUGUUUGCAUGGCGCCGUAUUGGUUUGGGGUUGGUGCAAGGUCGGACGAGGGCAGUUAACCAGCAGGAAGCUCAGCUUUCAGGGGGGCGGGGGUCAUUAAUAGAAAGUAUACCUUGCAAUGACUGAUAAAACUUCUACUCCGCUCUAUGGUUGUCUAGCAUGAUUCACAUUUAUGUUGAUUACGGAAUUCCCUCUAAUAAUAGAAUUUUUCUUAUUAAGAGUGUUCAGUUACUCCUCACGAUGUUUCUGCUCGAUUACUAUUUCGAAAGAUUAAGGGUAUAAUAUCUUGACAAUGUCAAUAUAAAAUAUGGGGCUUUCGUCAAUAUGCCUCGCGUUUACACAUGGCUAUACAUAUUCCGGCGGGCAAACACGAGCUAAUUGGGUUGAACUGCAGAAUACAUGUGGAUAUUAUUAUCGGGCACUUCAUUACAAUAAAUAUAUACACA